Messenger RNA from Colletotrichum abscissum, 1401 nucleotides. Its product is annotated as fluconazole resistance protein. Lineage: Eukaryota; Fungi; Ascomycota; Sordariomycetes; Glomerellales; Glomerellaceae. The coding region runs from base 1 to 1401 and encodes 466 amino acids. Gene Ontology annotation, cellular component: plasma membrane. Gene Ontology annotation, biological process: transmembrane transport. The transcript is spliced from 5 exons. Gene Ontology annotation, molecular function: transmembrane transporter activity. The record is from RefSeq and is a predicted model, not a curated record.
AUGGGCGAACAGAUGAUUCCGCCCGGACAGGGCACCAUCAUGGUUCACAGUGACGCCAUAGACGACAGCGAUACUGCAAUGGUGAAUUCUUACUUGGUUGACUGGGAUGGACCAAACGAUCCAGAAAAUCCGAUGAACUGGUCAAAGUGCAAGAAGGCUCUAUUCAUCAUGACGCUUGGGUACAUCUCAACACUCAGCCCCCUAGCAUCAUCAAUUGCGGCACCGGGAAUUGCUUCCAUCAAGUCAGAUUUCAACGUCACAGACACAUACGUUGGGGCGUUCAUGAUUUCAGGAUUUCUGAUCGGCUACUGUUGUGGCCCGUUAUUCAUUGCACCGCUUUCAGAGAUGUACGGUCGUUAUGUUCUAUACAACGCUGGUAGUCUCCUAUUUCUCAUUUUCAACGUUGCAUGCUCCGUGGCACCCAACUCGGGUAGCAUGAUUGCGUUUCGCAUCUUUGCUGGCAUAGGCGGAUCUACCCCGUUGACUCUUGGGGCUGCGUCGCUGGCAGACACAGUUCCGAGAGAAAAGAGAGGAGUUGCCAUGAUGGUCUGGACUCUUGGGCCGAUGGUGGGCCCAACCAUUGGGCCCAUUGCAGGAGGCUAUUUAUCAAAAACGAUAGGCUGGCGAUGGUCUUUCCGAGCGGUGUCUGUUGCUGCUGGAGUAGCUGCCCUCGGCACAGCAUUCUGCAUGCCCGAAUCAUACGCCCUGACCCUUCUGGAACGAAAGGCACGACGACUUCGCGUGCAGACCAGAAACCCACACCUCGAAUCUGUUCUAGCAACCCACCGUAAGCCAAAAGACCUCUUCAUGUUCUCCAUUCUUCGACCGGCGAAGAUGAUGUUUCUCUCGCCCAUUGUCUUCUGCCUUUCAGUUUAUAUGGCCAUCCUCUACGGCUACCUCUACCUGCUUUUCACAACCUUCCCCCAGGUUUUCAAGCAGCAGUACGGAUUCUCUCAAGGGUCAGCGGGGUUGGCGUACAUCGGCAUCGGUUUUCAGCCGGAAUAUCGACUGCCGCCCAUGCUUAUGGGUGCUAUCCUAGUCCCCAUAGGACUGUUUUGGUAUGGUUGGACUGCAGAUAAACAGCUUCAAUGGAUGCUACCUAUCAUAGGAACAGCCAUCCUAGGAUGCGGGAUUGUUAUAGUCCUGAUGUCGAUCUCGACUUAUCUGGUUGACGCAUUUACGACAUACGCUGCAUCAGCCAUGGCAGCCAGCACAGUCACCAGGUCAUUGUUGGGCGCAUUCUUGCCCCUGGCUGGUGACCGGUUGUAUCAGAGCCUUGGGCUCGGAUGGGGAAACUCGCUCCUCGGCUUCAUUGCUUUCGUCAUGAUUCCAAUCCCUUUAGUAUUCUACAGAUACGGUCAGGUCAUCAGGCAAAUGAAACUCUUCGAGACCGAGUUCUAG